Fukomys damarensis (Damara mole-rat) is the source of this 987-nucleotide messenger RNA. RefSeq names its product LSM12 homolog (gene Lsm12). NCBI's taxonomy places the organism in Eukaryota, Metazoa, Chordata, Mammalia, Rodentia, Bathyergidae. The annotation marks the transcript as partial. The record is from RefSeq and is a predicted model, not a curated record. The transcript is spliced from 4 exons.
CUCCUGGCUGUGUUCCUUAACUGUAUUUUCUUACCAGAAUGUCCCUCUUCCAGUGGAAAGCCCAACCAUGCAGACAUCCUGCUCAUAAACUUACAGUAUGUUUCAGAAGUGGAAAUAAUUAAUGACCGGACAGAAACUCCUCCUCCCCUAGCUUCACUCAAUGUUAGUAAGCUCGCCAGCAAAGCGCGGACGGAGAAGGAGGAGAAGCUGAGCCAGGCCUAUGCAAUCAGUGCUGGCGUCUCUCUCGAGGGCCAGCAGCUCUUCCAGACCAUCCACAAGACCAUUAAAGACUGUAAAUGGCAAGAAAAGAACAUCGUAGUCAUGGAAGAAGUUGUUAUCACGCCCCCCUAUCAGGUGGAAAACUGUAAAGGCAAAGAGGGGAGCGCACUCAGCCAUGUACGCAAAAUAGUGGAAAAACAUUUUAGAGAUGUGGAAAGCCAAAAGAUCCUGCAGCGCUCACAAGCCCAGCAGUCACAGAAGGAGGCAGCCCUGUCGUCCUGAGGCCACGCGGCGAGGACCUUAGCACCCAGCGCGGCGGUGGCGGCGGCGGCUCGCAGAGGCAGGCCGGGGAGGGAAGGGACCCCAAGUUUCCUGCUGGCUCCCACCCCUAGGGGCCAGCGCGUCCAGUCUUAGACUUGAACAGACAAACGCCCAACAAAAGCGAACAGAGAUAAUUUAAAGUCAGAUCAGUACCUGGCUAACAGACUUGGCCGGCCAUGUCCCUGUCACGCCCUUCUCUGACAGUCACCUUGUUGUUUUUAUUUUUGAAAGCCCCUGCCCGUUCCAGCCGCUCACUCCUUUUCCUGCCCUACUUCCUGCCGUUCUGUUUUAUAAGCGGCUCCAGUCGCCUUCCGAAUGAUUGAAAGAAAGUUUUACAUCUUCUCUUCCAAAAUAAAAGUAACAAGCUAACUGUGACUCUUGAGUUGAGACCAGAGCAGCUGACAAGAGGUCUUGUUUAAAUUCUUUUUCUUAACUUUUUCUUGCUUU